AUGCUACUAAUGAAAUUUGGUCCGAGAAAAUGGCUUCCUUUCCAGAUUUUGGUAUUUGGUUUUGUUGCUAUCAUGCAAAUAUUUCUAAAGAAUAAGUCGGGAUUUUAUGCUUCUCGUUUCAUGCUUGGAAUUGCAGAAAGUGGAUAUAUUCCAGGAGCAUGCUAUAUAAUCUCGAACUGGUACGUACCUUUGAAUCUGAUCUGGAUAUUAACUCCUAUCUUUUACAAAUGGCUUUUGCUAAUUCGUAUGGCAUUAGGAGUUAAUUAAAACAAAAAUACUUUAAUCAGUACUAACUUCAAAUAGGUAUAAAAAGACCGAACGUGCUAAACGAACAUCUAUUUAUUUCUUUGGAAUGUUUGGUGGAUACGCUUUAAGUCCAAUACUUUGUUCGGCUAUUCUUUUGUUGGCAGGAAAAGGAAACAUAGCUGGAUGGAGGUGGAUAUUUCUCCUUGAGGGAUUGUUAACCAUUGUAGUUGGAUUACUAAUUUUCCUCUUCUUGCCUGGAUCUCCAAUGCAUCCAUAUCCAUUGCUUUCCAAGAAACUAUCUUUCUUUUCUGAUCGAGAAAUAUUUAUACUUAAGAAUAGAUUAACCGGAGAAGAAAAUACAGAUGAACAAUUACAUCCAAUUACAAAACAACACAUAAAGGAAUCUGUCUUACAAUGGAGAAGAUACCCACAUUUAUUUGCGACAGCUAUUGUCUUCGCAACUUGGAGCCCGUUAACUACUUAUACUCCUACCAUUAUACAAAGUGCUGGAUUUACUCGAAUUCAAGCGAACGCAUUAACUGCAGUAGGUGGAUUUUUAGCAGUUUUCGUUGUGUUUUUGUUUGGUAUACUAAGUGAUAAAACUAAUGCCAGAGGCUUGACGGUUUUAGUUGCAACCCUUCUAUAUGGUAUUACGCUAAUAAUUCUUCAUGAGAUACUUCCUCGCGUUAAUUCGGAUCGAUGGAAAGUUUUUGGGUUGUGGACUUUAGUGAAUGCUUUUGCAGUUGGUUAUCAUCCCGUUCAGAAUACUUGGUUACAAUUGAAUUGUAGAUCGCCUCAAGAAAGAAGUAUUUCAAUUGCAUUGUGGGUUAUGUUUGCAAUGAUUGGUUUAAUGGCUGGGAGCCAGCUAUUUAGGGCUGAUGAUGCUCCUACCUAUAACAAAGCUUCACUUGCUAUGAUCUGCAUGGUCUUCUGUGGAUUUCUAAUUUCUUCACUUCAGUUUCUUAUUUAUUAUAUUCAUAAUCGAAAAUUAGAGAGAAAGUUACCUGAAGAUUUAUCAAGCAGUUAUAGAUUCUUUUUAUAA
Debaryomyces tyrocola is the source of this 1288-nucleotide messenger RNA. The record is from the annotation of a GenBank genome assembly. Lineage: Eukaryota; Fungi; Ascomycota; Pichiomycetes; Serinales; Debaryomycetaceae.